AUGAGUUGGGGUCACAGAGCUCCUCGAAAAAUCGGAUCCAGAGGGCGCACGCCUCCUUCCAGGAAAGGCAAGGCACAGAGGGCUAAGGACGACGCUCGAGGUUCUCAAGCGAUCGAUCCUUACCUUGACGGGGUUGACGGCGUCAGCCAGAGAAAUCGAGAUUCCCAAACCAAUGAAGACGAGGGUAGUACUGCCUCUGUCUUCGAGCGGUAUAAGCGCAGAAGUGCUAGCAGCAGUACUAGUAUUAGUGAUAACAGCAGAACUAUCACUAAUGAAGAUUCCCAAAGCCAUGCAGACCCGCAUCAGGUCGAACAAGCCGGGGGGGGGGGGGGGGGUAGGAAGCAGCACUCUGGGAGUCAGAAAAAGAAACAGAAGCAGCAGCAGCAGCAGCAGCCUCCAAAUACCAUCCGGAUUAAGGAUGAUAGAUUUGACAGAGUGUUGCUGAUCAAGCCUCGUCAAGAAGCUUUGAACUAUGCCAAGGAGGUGACAGAGACGUCCCCAGAUGACAACCAUGUCUUCUGGGUGGACGGAUCGACAGCCGCCAACGAAGCAGCGCCAUCUGGAGUCGCAGUUAUCCACGGGCACAGCGGACAAGACGCGGAUGAGCUGUACUGCCUCGAAGAGAUCCGGCUCAGCCAGUUAGCUGAGCUGUUUGCUAUUGGGGCCGGUCUUAGAGCUGCAGUCCGCCAACUGGAGCGCCUUCAAGUGUCAGGUCAUGUUGUCCAGGUCUUCACGGACUGCCAAGCGGCCAUGGAAAUGCUGCGGCCUAGAACAAAGAAGUUGAGCCCACUCGCUGGCCGUCUAGUGCGUCGUGUUGACGCUCUUUCUCACCGGCUUUGCUCGAUGGGAGUUAAGGUCGAGCUUCAUUGGGUUCCGGGACACCAGUGUGUUCGGGGCCAUAAGAGAGCUGACUUGUUGUCCAGGACUAUCACAAGUUUUAUGAUGAACAACCUGGCUGACAAGAUUAAUCAAAUCAAUGCAGUUAGAGUGGACUGCACUUUCCUCGAGUUAUCCUGA
Molecule: messenger RNA, 1017 nt
Organism: Aspergillus eucalypticola CBS 122712
Lineage: Eukaryota; Fungi; Ascomycota; Eurotiomycetes; Eurotiales; Aspergillaceae
Product: ribonuclease H family protein
Exons: 2
Coding region: 1-1017 (338 amino acids)
Molecular function (GO): RNA-DNA hybrid ribonuclease activity; nucleic acid binding
Source: RefSeq, a predicted model, not a curated record